Molecule: messenger RNA, 8121 nt
Organism: Pristis pectinata (smalltooth sawfish)
Lineage: Eukaryota; Metazoa; Chordata; Chondrichthyes; Rhinopristiformes; Pristidae
Gene: fam135a
Product: family with sequence similarity 135 member A
Source: RefSeq, a predicted model, not a curated record
AUCUGCCUGCAGCUCUGUGACAGUUGGGAUAUUUUUCUCUUCACCUCUUCCUCCUCCUCCGUCGGCAACUCCUGUCAAAGCAGCGCGGUUGUCGCUAAGGCGAUCGAUCUAACCUACGAAUGACAAGGGCCUGAUGUGGUUGGAAUCCGGACCCCUUUCACCUCCACGCCGAGGCCUAGGCGGUGGCUCCUGCUGAGCGGCGGCGGGAGCGCGGCUCGCUGGAGACCGAGCGAAGGCGGCCGUUAUAUUUUGAACUUGCUUUGAACUGCCGGUGACGUUCCCCUCACAGAGCCGGUUGGGGCAGGGAAGAACGGAACUGGCGCGGAUAGAGCUGUGGCCCCGGAGCCCGCGGGCGGCCUGGCACCGCCGCCCGACACAGCUGCCCUACCCGGGCUUAAACCCCGUGCCCGUCUGUUUAUUUUCGACGGGUCGUUGGGAUUUAGAGCAUUUUGAAAUGUAGUUAUAACAGCAACCAUGAAGCAUCAGAAAGAAAAAAAUUGUUGGCAAUAUUCAUGAUACUAUCAAAAGUGACUAAACCAAGAUAAUCAUGGUGCUGUCCUAAGUGUUUUGGACCUUCCUAAAAUAAAAAGAUGACCGAGGUGCAAGCAACAGUGGAAUUCUCGGUGAAUUACACAAGUUUUAUAAUGUGGACCUUUCCAGAGGGGGGGUUUUACCAGAUACGUGCAACAAUGAAAUUGCCUCCCAGAGUUCCUCACAAGUUGGAGGCAAGUCUACUGAAUCCAGCAGGUUCUGAACUUGCCUUUCCCGCUGCUGUCCAAGAUUGUAUAGCCUGCAGUAAAACCUUUCAGAUUCUUUAUAAAAAUGAAGAGAUUGUUGUUAAUGAUGUGUUACUCCUCAAAGUUAAAAUGUUGCUUGAUAGCAAAAAGAUUGAAGAAUCCCUGAAUGAGAUGGAUUUCCAAUUGUCUUUAGAUCUCAAUUUUACCGAUAAAGAUUUUACAUUUGAUGACCUGAACUCUCUACAACUAAUUAGUAGUCGGACAUUGAAGCUGCACUUCAAUUUACAUCGAGGACUUCAUCACCAUGUCAAUGUUAUGUUUGAUUAUUUCCACCUCUCUGUCGUAUCAAUCACUAUACAUGCCUCCUUGGUUGCACUUCACCAGCCUCUAAUAAGCUUUCCUCGUCCAAUGAAGAAUACUUGGUUGAACAGGAAUGCCCCAGUGCAAAGCAAAGAUUAUGCCAUUCCAUCCCUCGAGUGUGUGGUUUUUGGAAGUAAUUAUACAAAACAACUAUUACCUGAUGGAAGCAACUUUGUGGUACCAGAAACCUGCAUGCAACAUGCCUACAAUUUCCAUUAUAGUCUCUGUUCAAGCUUACUACUGGCUUAUAAGGGCCUUUUCAACUACUUCGUUGUGGUCACAAAAGAAUUGCCUUCAUCUCGCAGGAUGGAACUAGCCAUGACCAACAUGCAGGUCCUUUAUGAACGACUUCUCAGAAGAAAAUAUCCAAGAGCGCAGAGGGACACCUUAAUAGAGGAGAUUGAUGUUGAUGCUAGACUUGCAGAUCUUUGUAAACAAAUAAAGCAGAAAGUGGAAAAUCCUGAUGAGCUACCAGAGUGGGUGAACAUGGAUCUUGCACAACUUUGUUCUUUGUUGAUGGCUCUUUGGGCACAGUUUUUAGAGAUUGUGUCACUGCAAGGAGAAAUUUCAGCUUUAUUAGCAAAGGAACAUCAUGCACUUCGAGUAAGAAGAUUUUCAGAAGCUUUUUUCUGCAUCGAACACCCAAGGCAAGCAGCCCUAGCAUAUCAAGAAUUGCAUGCACAAAGUCAUGGGCAGAUGGCUGCAGCUGUAAAGAAUUCUACCUAUUUUAAUUCCCUUCCACCUCUUCCUGUGGAAUGUGCAGAACUAGAUGGCGACUUCAAUUCACUGCCCGUUAUCUUUGAGGAUCGAUAUUUGGAUUCAUUUCCAGAAGACUUGGAUGUUCCCUGGAGUGGAGUUCAGAAUUUAAGAAGAUCAUCUUUUUCUGUCAAACUGGAAAAAUCUGACUCAAAAGACUGUAACCCUUCAAGUUUUUCUAGUCCUGAUUUUAAAGCAAGACCAGCAAGCAUCUACCAUGUUAAGCAUACAGAAAGUGAGAAGCCAUUGACAAAGCAGCACAAGACAAAAGCUGAAGAGCAUAGCAAAUCAAAAGUAAAAGUCGCAAAACUUAAGAAGACAACUAAGUCUGACAACAGCAAAAAAUUAGUAAAACAAAAUUCCAAGGAUUCAGUGAUAUUGGUUGGCUAUAAGUGCUUAAAAAAUUCAAACAUGGGAGAAAACAGUAAAUCUGAAGGUGGGCUUUCAAUAUGUCCAAAAGGUGGGCAGGUACCCACAAGCAGAGGACCUGAUAAUAGGGCAAAAGUAAAUAGUGAGUUAUUAUGUCAGCAUAAAGAACUGAUACCUCUUCUAUCAAGUAUGGAAAAAAAUGCAGAGACUAUAAAAGCUAAAAACCUCAAUGAAUUUGGUUGCAACAUUAAUCAUCACAAAAUGGAACCUUGCACAUAUGCAUCAUCCGACGUAUUCCAGGCAGGUCCUGAGGCUUCAGCUGUGUGUGCAAGAUCUACUAAAAGUUCAUUAGAUUAUUUAAAUAGGCAGCAAAUAGCACCAGCAUCAGGAGUCAAAUGUAUUCAAGUCAAACCACAAACUAAAUGCACAUAUGAAGGGGAAAAAGUAACAGUCUUAACAGCUCCCAAGUUCCCUAUUAAAAAUGAUGACCCAGGGCUUUGUCCAUCUCCUGAACCUCAGCUCCUGGAUUCUAAACCUAAUUAUUUACUGUUGGAAAAAGAUCCACUACACCCUGCUGCUUCUGAAAGUGCACUACCGAAUGUAUGUACAAAGCCUUUUAAUUUGGUUGUAAGUGGGGAUGCUGUUAAAUUGCCAGAUGUUUAUGUCACAUGCUCUUCUUCCAGAAUUUCAGAUUCAGGCAUUGAAAGUGAACCUAGUUCUUUUGCAUUUCAACCAGAUUCCGAUUUGGCCUCUGAGCCAGUUUUGGAAAAGGCUGCAUUUAGUGAAAAGUCUUGUAUGCAGCUGCUACUUAAACCAGAAUUAAGUUUGAGGAAUGUGAUUGAAGGCCACUGUACAGAGAGUACAAGUGCUGUAAGUGAAAUACAAUCGUCUUUGACUUCUAUAAAUUCCUUACCAUCAGAUGAUGAUGAUGCACAACCGGUUGAUGAAAGCUUGAAAGUUGCUGCUAUUCUUGCAAAACAAACAAUCGAUGAACAACCAAAGCUCGUAUCAGCUGAAUUAGACCAGUUAAAAUCAAAAAUGAAAAAAUCCAAUGUCAUAGUUCAAGAAGAAAGUGUUACAUUCUUUGAAUGUUCAGGGUCUACAAAAUCAGCUCCUCAAGCUUCUGUAUUUUCUGAAGAAUUUUGUAACCGUGUAGCUAGUCAGAAAAUAACACCAAGAAUCAACAGCAAAAUAUUGACUCUGAAGUUAUUCAUCUUGAUGAACAAGCUGUCCUACCUCAGAUGUGACAGAAAUGGCCAGAGUGUGGAUUCAGAAUUGCAUCCUAAAGAGCUUGCAGAUGUCAUUCAAGUGUUUGAAAUUCCACUUCUUCAAGAGGCAGAUGAUAGAGUGCAGACAAACUUCUCAGCUGCCAGCAGCGUUGACAUUGUGAAACAAGGAUUAGUAGAGAAUUAUUUUGGAUCUAGAAGCAGUACGGAUCUUUCUGAUAUUAGUCCUGGUGGUUGUGGCAGCUGCCCCACAAGUCCUCAAAAGGAGACUUCUGGUCCUGUUACUCUUGCGCAAGUAGAAGACGAUGAGGAACAAGAAAUGAUAGAAAAUGGUUAUUAUGAAGCUGACGACGAUACUGUUUGUGAUGGAAAUGAUAUGGUCAGAUCUGAGCUAAUUAAUACAGAUCAUACUACAGGAGCAAGCUUACCAGGGCCAUGCAUUCCCACUUGUUUAUCAUUUUCAUCAGUUGUCAGAGAUUCCCCAUCUAUGAGUGGAAUAUCUUCUAGAAGUAAACUUGAUGCAAUUACAAAACAACCUAUCAGUGCUGUCUCGAGCUGUGUUACAUCAGUUUCCUGGUAUGAGGAUGCUGCUUCAAAAGAACAAAUGCACGUAUUCCUCCAGGCCAAAGAAGAGUUGAAGCUACUGAAGUUUCCUGGUUUUAUGUACAGUGAUAUUCCUGACUUAGCUUCCAAAAUCCCAUACUUCAGCUUGGAGAGCGAUGAGAACUUGGAUGAUGGCAUUCAUCUAAUAGUUUGUGUCCAUGGAUUGGAUGGAAACAGCGCAGACCUGCGUUUGGUAAAAACUUAUAUUGAACUCGGAUUGCCGGGGUCUCAGAUAGAGUUCCUUAUGUCAGAGAGGAAUCAGAACGACACAUUUGCAGAUUUUGAUUCCAUGACUGAUCGACUUUUGGAUGAAAUAAUACAAUAUGUUCAGAUUUACAACCUUACAGUCUCCAAAUACAGUUUUAUAGGACACUCUUUAGGAAAUUUAAUCAUUCGAUCAGUACUUACAAGACAAAGAUUUAAAUUUUACUUGAACAAAUUGCACACGUUCCUUUCUUUGUCUGGGCCUCACCUGGGGACCUUGUACAACAGCAGCGCACUUGUCAAUACAGGACUCUGGUUUAUGCAGAAGUGGAAGAAGUCCGGGUCCCUACUGCAACUGACUUGUAGAGAUCAUUCUGAUCCUCGGCAAACUUUCCUAUACAAACUCAGUAAAAAAGCUGGUCUCCAUUACUUCAAAAAUGUGGUGUUAGUUGGCUCGCUACAAGAUCGUUAUGUCCCUUACCAUUCUGCUCGAAUUGAGAUGUGCAAAACUGCUUUAAAGGAUAAACAAUCGGGACCAGUAUACGCUGAGAUGAUCCAAAAUCUUCUUUCACCAGUGUUGGAAAAUAAGGAAUGUAAUUUGGUCCGAUAUGAUGUCAUCCACGCAUUACCCAACACAGCUACAUUAAUAGGACGAGCAGCUCACAUUGCUGUUCUUGAUUCAGAAAUUUUUUUAGAGAAGUUUUUUCUGGUUGUGGGCCUUAAAUACUUUCAGUAAGAAUGUGUGCCAUAAAACUGUUACCUCUUUAUUCAAAGAAACACAAUUGAUCCCAGAACAUAGUCUCUACCUAAAAAAAGACUAUUUGUACAUUUUUGUAUUAAAAACAAUUUACAUUGUUUUUGGAGUUGGUUAAAAGGUCCGAAUAUGUUUUUGCCUGUUGGUUUGUGCUGUGCAAUACCAAUUUUAUAUUUUUAUUGGUCUUAUGUACUUACUUUGGUUGUGUUUUUGUGUACUUUUCAGAAAUUUUAUUUUGCCUUUUGAAGUAUCAGUUAAUAGUUGAAAUUAUCAGGGUGCACUGUUUAUAUUUUUAUUUUCUAAUUUUUUAAAGUUAAUAUUCAAUUACUAAGUUAGAGGUAAAACACUAAUUUAAUUCAUGACUUCCAAAGAAAGCAUUUUCAUAUAAUCUAUUGGGAGCCUGUUGUACGUUACAUUUGUUAACGCGGACUUUGGCAACUGGAAACCCUGUAAAAAGCUGCUAUAUAUUUAUAGAUUUUUAACAUCGCUCAACUUAGGAAAUUUACAGAUAUGUUUUUCAUUUCAUGCAGUCUUUCUGCAUGGACCAAAAAUUGUCUUAUUCAUACAUUCAUAAGCAUGUAUAUUUUGUCACUGUCAAGUUUUAAACCAGUUCACAAAUGUCUGCAAUACAUUUUUAUACAGAAAACAUUCUCCUACAACUUUUAACCAUACCUGUGGAGCAUUACUACUUUUUCUACUGCUGAAGUGGAAAGACUUUUUUGCUACGGAACUUUUAGAACUGAAGUAACUAUUUUCAAAUCUUCUAAUAUUCUGUAUGUUGAUUAGAACUUUUCACUCUCAUGCUAGUCUGAUAAUGUUGAUUUGAAAUGAUUUUUACUGCAUGAUGGUAUGAACUGAACACAAUGAGCCCAGCAUAUACAAAGGAUUUAAGUCAAUACAUUCUGAGGGAGUAGUUGUGAAGAGCCUAUAUUUUAGCAUUUGUUUAUUGAACCACCUAUUGGCCUGAUUGCUGAGAUUCUUAUAUGUCAAUUUAUUCAUCGACAUUACUAAAAAAGUUAUCCCUUGUUAUAAUUAUAUUUUAAAAUGAUAUGAAAGGUAUGUUACAGUGAGAGGUCAUUUCACGUGGCUUCUCUGGGGAGCUGGAAGCACUGCAUGUGAUAUCACUUGUUGUGAUAUAUCAGUAUUCCAUCAGCUAGGCAGGGGCAGGAUUUAGAAGAUUGAAAUAGACACAGUAAAAUAUUUUAUUGAUUUAACAAAAUUUAAAAAUUGUGACAAUUGGGCAUGUUUUACUCUAAUUUCUGAGUGGAAAACUUUUCCAAUUGAUUUAUUUUGAUUAUCCUGAUUAACAGUAGGAUGCAUAACAUGGUUUAUGGGUUACUGCUGUAUAUACGACAAUGCCAAGGAAAAGGCAUGUGGUGCUGUGACAUGUGCUUUUUAACAAAUUUCUAUUGAAUUUAUAUUGAAACACUACAUCCUUAUAAGUAGGGCAUGUCAUUUGAUUGUAGCCUUAUUUUCAAACACCUACAAUGCAUAAGCAACCAUCAUUGUACCAGCAGCAGUUAAAUAUUAAACAUAUUGUAUAUUACUGUAUUGUGCAAAUUAAAAUAUCUUUCUUUUAUAUUUUUCAUUUCCAAAUCUAACAUUGCUUUCCUUUAAAAUCCACAAGUUUUUCCCUGAUUUUCCUGCAGGAGGGAGAUCAGUGACUUUACACCACAAAUGAUGCCAUCUACAAUGCAAGUUAACAAUUUUACAUUUAAGGUAUUCUGAAUCGGAAGUAGUAGAACCAGUGACCACUUCAGUUUUCAGUGGAAACGAUCAUUGUAAUAUGGGCCCAUUUCUCAGAAAGGAAACCAGGACGAGGGCAAGUCUGAUAAACACUGGUAAGACUGGGACUUUUAUCUCUCAAAAGAAGUUUGAGAGGUGGACAUCUUUAAAAUUAAAAUAGAUAUAUAGUGAUUUGGCUUGGGAGGGAUACCAAAAGAUAGUCACAGAUAAAUUCAGUAAGGAAUUGAGCCAAAACAUGUUUAAAUGUGGAAAUUAUUCCCAAAUGAAAUAAUUGAAGUAAAUGUUACUGAUGCACUUAUGGGGAAGUUAUAAAACAUGUUUUAGAGAAAAGGAAGGUGAAUAUAAUAUGCUGAGAAGAAAUAAGGUGAAAGAAUGCUUGGAGUUUUAACUCGAGCACAGACCAGUUGGGCUGCUCCUGUGCUAUAAAUUUGUUGUAACUGUUGGAGAAUUGUUACCAGCUCUCAGGCAACCCUGGGCAUUUCUCUUUUAAAUUAGAAAAUAGACUGCUUGAAUAUUGAUAUUUUCACCAUCUUAGAACACCCCAAAGUGCUUUACAACCAUUAAAAGGCUUUUAAAGUGUAAUCACUGUUGCUGUGUUGAAAAGCAAUGCAACCAAUUUGUGCACAGCAAUAAUUAAUCCCAUAGUAAUAUGAUUUGCUUGUGGGAGUUCUUAGUUACCUUCUUUCUUCUCUGACAUUUUUAAAAAAUAUUUGGCUGUACUCCUCCCUGAAGCCCAUCCAUUCAUUUGAACUUCCAUCACAAGGCAGGCAUGGUGCUCAACAGUCUGUACAACUCCAUUCCACAUUGCAGACUGGAACCAGGAAUCAGGAAUCAGGAUGGCACCUUGGAUAAAUGCCUGUUGGAGAAUAAAUUCUUUAACAUUUUUAAUAAUUUUUGAAAGCACACACAGUUUAAAAAUUUCCAUGCGAGGUACUUAUUUGAAUCUUGAGCAAUGCCAAUCCAAGCCUGUAUGUGCUACUUUGCCUUGAAGAUAAAUAAAAUCCCAACUGAAUAUUACUUUGUAGGUAUCCUAUUUAAAAACAAUCAUUCUUGCUAUGAUUAAGUUGGAUUUUAUCCUUAGGUUAUUAAACAAAAGAUGCUAGCUUAUGUCUUGUCUUAAAUCCUAAAACAUUGUUUUCUUGGUCACCCUUGGUUCCUCCAUUUACUCAUCACUCAUCAUAGCUCUUGACCUGUAAAGUGACUUUAAACAAAAUGCCUAACAUAGGACUUAACAAUUCCGAGCUUAGUGACGGCUGAACCCUAAUCGCUAUAUGAGCUGUUGUGUAUUUAAAAUAAAAAUGCAUAAAACAUUGUAGUUGCCAUUGUAACAAUACACAAAUUGAAAGUGUUUCUGAUCUGCUCACUU